Neocloeon triangulifer is the source of this 1820-nucleotide messenger RNA. Its product is annotated as serine/threonine-protein phosphatase alpha-2 isoform-like. Gene Ontology annotation, cellular component: cytoplasm; nucleus. Gene Ontology annotation, molecular function: protein serine/threonine phosphatase activity. The record is from RefSeq and is a predicted model, not a curated record. The transcript has 9 exons. The coding region runs from base 105 to 1049 and encodes 314 amino acids. Lineage: Eukaryota; Metazoa; Arthropoda; Insecta; Ephemeroptera; Baetidae.
UCUCUGCAGUGCGAAUCGCGUCCCCCGGCCAGCUGCUGCUCACCCUGGAGGAGAAAAAGAAAUCCCUGCUCGGUGGCGGUGGCGGACGUUUUUUGCUGGACAACAUGAAGAGCAAGUUGGAAAUCGACAAGGUGAUCGAGCAACUUCUCAACGCGAGGAAGAAAUAUGAGAAAACGCCGUCGACCACAAAAGAGCUGUCGGCGCGUCUCAGCGAGAGCACGAUUCGCCAAAUGAUCGCCGCGUGCCGCGAGGUGACGAUGGAGCAGCCUGUGUUGCUGGAACUCGAGGCGCCCGUGCACAUAGUUGGGGACAUCCACGGGCAGUACCUCGACUUGCUACGUCACUUCGACAAGCUGGGCUACCCGCCGGACUCCAACUACCUAUUCCUCGGUGACUACGUCGACAGAGGGAAGUAUUCUCUGGAGACGAUAUGCUUGCUCAUGGCUUACAAGAUAAAAUAUCCAAAGAACUUUUUCCUCCUGCGCGGCAACCACGAGUGCGCCAGUAUUAACAGGAUUUACGGCUUUUACGACGAAUGCAAACGGAGGUACUCAGUGAAACUGUGGAAGACCUUCACAGACCUUUUCAACUGCCUGCCAAUAGCUGCCAUCAUCGAGGGAACAAUUUUCUGCAUGCACGGCGGCUUAUCUCCGGAACUAACAGACUUAAAACAGAUCAGGGCAAUUACGCGACCGGUGAACGUCCCUGACAGUGGCCUUUUGUGCGACCUUCUCUGGUCCGACCCUGACGAGCGCGUGUCUGGCUGGGCCCCUAACGACCGGGGAGUGAGUUACGUUUUUGGAGGCGAGGUGGUGCGCAAUUUCCUACAGCAGCACGAUCUCAGCCUCAUCGUGAGGGCUCACCAAGUGGUCGAGGAUGGCUACCAGUUUUUCCAACAACGUUCUCUGGUAACACUAUUUUCUGCCCCUAACUAUUGCGGAGAAUUCGAUAACGCCGGCGCUGUGAUGGGAGUAUCAGAGGAUCUCACUUGCUGGUUCAGUGUACUGCCGCCCGACAAGAAGAAAGUUUUCAUCAAAUACUACAAGUAGAGCGCAUUCCACUUCAGUUGAUGACAAUGAGGAUUGGGAAACCAGAUUUUCAUUCCAUCAAUGAUUUUUUAUUUUUAUCAAAAUCUUGUUGAAAAGUAUACUAAGUUGUGAACCUAGUCUUUUAUUCAAUUAACAAUUAACGUGUAAGUUUAAACCGUAAAUUAAUGCAUUUUGUGCCAAACGCAAGCACAUUUUAAUUGUAAAAGCACCAAAAGCAUUUACACCUAUAGUUUUCAUUGAUUCGGUGAAUCUUUCCGAAUAAUUUGCUGUGGGAGUUUGUGGGCAAAAAAGUGUUAAUGUGAUAUAAAAAAAAACAGUACAUAGUGCUUUCAUAUUUAAAUUAAAGGACAAAAUAUUGUAAAAUGCACCCUUGACUAGAAAAUUAUUUGUAAAUCAUUUUUUGAACAGGAUUUCUUUUUCUAUCAGUUGGUGUUAGGAAAAUAAUGCUGCUCCAAACAUUUAGAGAAUCCACAGUGUCUUAGAGUGCUAUAACUGUGAUUAGUGUAUAAACAACAAAGUAGUAAAUAAUUUUGCCGCAGAAGAGCAUGAGAAAGUUGGAGAAUAACACACUUUCUUGCUCUUAAUAUCGACGAACAAAUUAAAUUAGUCCAGACGUAAUAACGAUACAGAAAAGCAAAGCGUAAUUUAACACCACAGAAAUGUUAUAACUUGUAGUAAAAAUGCUUGAUUAACCAAAUCGUGCACGCUUUAAUCAGUAUAAGUAUUGUAUCGAUUUUUGAAAUAUCUUUGAAUAAAAGUAACAAGUUUUCU